This is a messenger RNA of Ochotona curzoniae (black-lipped pika), 1229 nucleotides long. RefSeq names its product short chain dehydrogenase/reductase family 39U member 1 (gene SDR39U1). The coding region runs from base 46 to 930 and encodes 294 amino acids. The transcript has 6 exons. Lineage: Eukaryota; Metazoa; Chordata; Mammalia; Lagomorpha; Ochotonidae. The record is from RefSeq and is a predicted model, not a curated record.
GGGGCGCGCUUUAAAUCCUGCACAGGCGCACUAGGCCCCGUCGUCAUGCGGGUGCUAGUGGGUGGAGGGACGGGCUUCGUAGGGACAGCCCUCACCCAGCUGCUGAGAGCCCGGGGCCACGAAGUGACCUUGGUGUCCCGACAGCCAGGUCCCAGCCGCAUCACGUGGGAUGCGCUGGCCAAGUCAGGGCUGCCCAGCUGCGACGCCGUGGUCAAUUUGGCCGGGGAGAACAUCCUCAACCCGCUGCGCAGGUGGAAUGAAACCUUCCAAAAAGAGGUGGUCCAGAGCCGCCUGGAAAGCACACAGAUGCUGGCGAAGGCCAUCACCGAAGCCCCACAACCACCCCAGGCCUGGGUCUUAGUCACCGGUGUAGCCUACUACCGGCCCAGCCUGACCGCAGAGUAUGACGAGGACAGCCCAGGAGGGGACUUUGACUUCUUCUCCAAUCUUGUCACCAGAUGGGAGGCUGCAGCACGGCUCCCUGGGCACUCCACACGCCAGGUGGUGGUACGCUCUGGCGUUGUGCUGGGCCGUGGAGGUGGUGCCAUAGGCCACAUGCUGCUGCCCUUCCGCCUGGGCCUGGGGGGCCCCAUCGGCUCAGGCCAGCAGUUCUUCCCCUGGAUUCACAUUGUGGACCUGGCAGGGAUCGUGGCCCAUGCCCUUGAAGCAAACCACGUGCAGGGAAUUCUGAACGGAGUAGCCCCAGCCCCGACUACCACCAACGCGGACUUCGCCCGGGCCUUGGCCAGUGCCCUGGGGCGCCCAGCCUUCAUCCCUCUCCCCAGCAUCGUGGUGCAGGCUGUCUUUGGGCGAGAGCGUGCCAUCAUGCUGCUAGAGGGCCAGAAAGUGGUCCCACGGCGGACACUGGCUACUGGCUACCAAUAUUCCUUCCCAGAGCUCGGGGCCGCCUUGAAGGAAGUCGUAGCCUAGGCAGGAAGCUCCUAGCAGGGCCUGAGGCCUGUCUCUGAAAGAAGCCUUCCAAGAUACAUAAUACACACAGGCUGAGUAUACAGAGGCUAGUAGUCCUCCUCUACCUGAGACAUGAAACCACCUGGAUCUUAGGGGAGCCCCCUCCCCUUCCUUUGCUACUGUAGCUAUGAGACUAGCUGUGAACCUCUCCAGCUCCUGGUAAAACCCUAUGCAUGGGUUACCCCAUGUCCCAGGGGUGCCCCAGUUCUCCUGUAUGCUAGAGAGAACACACUCGGGUUUGGCUAAUAAAGAUAAAUUAC